Scleropages formosus (Asian bonytongue) is the source of this 2225-nucleotide messenger RNA. RefSeq names its product beta-galactosidase-1-like protein 2. The coding region runs from base 277 to 2181 and encodes 634 amino acids. Lineage: Eukaryota; Metazoa; Chordata; Actinopteri; Osteoglossiformes; Osteoglossidae. The transcript has 19 exons. Gene Ontology annotation, biological process: carbohydrate metabolic process. The record is from RefSeq and is a predicted model, not a curated record. Gene Ontology annotation, molecular function: beta-galactosidase activity.
GGCGCCUGCAUCCACGCUGACAGGAUGCUCACCUGCCUCAGGUGUGUUUCUCCUCCUGGGAACUGCGGGUGAAGCCGGCGCGCGCAGCAGGUGACGCUGCCGGUGUUACACUGUGUAACGCUGCAGUGGAAGAUCAUCCAGCAGCAUCCUCUUCCACAUCUACAUCUUCAUCCUCAGCCGGCAAGAAGAAGCAGGGUAUGAUCCGCCAAGUGUGAAAGGCACUUACCACCUUUUCAGCGUCCGAUCACCUCCUCCGUGCAGCGCCGCACCUGUCAGAUGGUGGUACUCAGGCUGAGACACCUCCGCCGAAGGGACCAUGUUCUCCUCUGUUUUACCAUCAUCGGAAUCCUCAUUUACCACUUCAUGGGCAACCCGAGAGGAACCCAGACUGUGAACAGGAGACAGGGGCUGAGGGCCAACUCGUCUCAGUUUACCCUGGGUGGGGAGGGAUUCCGCAUCCUGGCAGGAUCCAUCCACUAUUUCCGGGUGCCCAGGGCCUACUGGAAGGACCGCAUGCUCAAACUGAGAGCCUGUGGAUUCAACACACUUACCACCUACGUGCCCUGGAACCUUCAUGAACCACAGAGAGGCAUGUUUGUCUUCGAACGGGAGCUGGAUUUAGAAGCUUACAUCAGCAUGGCUGCAUCUCUGGACCUGUGGGUGAUACUACAACCAGGACCAUACAUCUCUGCAGACUGGGACCUGGGCGGCUUGCCAAGUUGGCUCCUGCGUGAUGAAGACAUGAAGCUAAGGAGCACCUACCCGGGCUUCAUAGAAGCAGUGAACUCCUUUUUUGACCAACUCAUUCCCAAAGUGCUUCCCCUCCAGUUUAAGAGAGGAGGCCCCAUCAUUGCAGUGCAGGUGGAGGAUGAAUAUGGCUCCUACGGCCAGGAUGGAAAUUAUAUGGACUUCAUCAAGGAGGCUCUACUGUCCAGGGGAAUCAACGAACUGCUGCUAACGUCAGACCGAUACGAGUGGAUCCAGCAUGGAGGGGUAACAGGAGCCCUGCGAACCAUCAAACUGCACAAACCGGCUCCAGAAAUCAUACAAUAUCUUGACAGUGCACCGCCUAAUGACCCUCAGAUGAUGAUGCACUUCUUGUCUGGCUGGUUUGAUUUUUGGGGGAGUCUGCAUCAUGUCUUGGCAGCCGAGGACAUGGUGGGUAUGCUGAGGAAGAUCCUGAGAAGGGGCAUGUCCAUCAACAUUUACAUGUUCCAUGGCGGGACCAACUUCGGCUUCAUGAAUGGGGGGGUGGGGGCCCCUUCCUACAAGUCGCAGAUCACAAGCUACGAUUACGAUGCCCCUGUGUCUGAAGGUGGAGAUUAUACUCCAAAGUACCUCCUUUUGAGGGACCUGCUGAGCCAGUAUCACAGAGAAGAGCUACCAGAGAUGCCUGUCCUUCAGGGGAAGGCGGCCUACGAAGCAGCAGUCAUGUACCAACACCUGUCCCUAUGGGAGGGCUUGCGGUAUGCUGAAGGGCCUUUCAAAUCAGUAACCCCGAUCCCCAUGGAGAACCUUCCGCUGAGCAAUGGUAAUGGCCAGUCAUAUGGAUACACCCUGUAUGAGACAGUCAUUGGCAAUGGAGGUGUUCUCAACUCCCAGGACAACAUCCGUGACCAAGCUCUGGUGUUUGUGGACAAGCGCUUCAUCGGCAGGCUGACCUAUAAAAACCGGGAGUUAGCCGUGCCUGAUGGGAAGGGUCAGCGGACACUGAGUGUGCUGGUGGAGAACUGCGGGCGCGUGGCCUCCGGGGAGUCUCUCAAUGAGCAGCGCAAAGGUCUCAUAGGAGACAUUCUGCUGAACAACACACCCCUGAGGAACUUUGAAAUUUAUAGUCUGGAUAUGAACCCAAAGUUUAUGGACAGUUUGAGGUGGGCGCCCUGGGAGUUGCCCCCCUACACUCCCUCCUUCCCGGCAUUCUUCCUGGGCAGACUCUUCGUGGACGGAUACCCGAGCGACACCUUCGUCAAACUGCCUGGCUGGGGUAAAGGAGUGGUCUUUGUGAACGGGCAGAAUCUCGGACGCUACUGGUCCGUCGGACCUCAGCAGGCGCUGUACCUCCCAGGGCCGUGGCUCAACAGCGGGAUGAAUGAGGUCAUCAUUUUUGAAGAACAGGAGGCUGACCUGAAGAUCCAGUUUGAAAGCUCUCCUGAUCUGGGCAUGACUGCUGACAUUUGGUGAACUUUAUUUGGCCUCUUUUGAUUUUAGAUCAGCCUCUUUCAAAA